Molecule: messenger RNA, 2451 nt
Organism: Carassius gibelio (silver crucian carp)
Lineage: Eukaryota; Metazoa; Chordata; Actinopteri; Cypriniformes; Cyprinidae
Gene: mtx1a
Product: metaxin 1a
Exons: 8
Coding region: 76-1038 (320 amino acids)
Biological process (GO): mitochondrion organization
Cellular component (GO): SAM complex
Source: RefSeq, a predicted model, not a curated record
ACAGAUUGACGGAUUGGUGGGACUUUUAAUUGUCGAAGCGUCAGCUCCGGGUCACAGCUGUUUGGAUUGUGAAAGAUGGCGGCGCCCAGUGAGCUGUUCUGCUGGAAGGAUGGCUUGGGUUUACCGUCAGUAAACACGGACUGUCUCAUCGUGCUGGCAUAUGCUCGCUUUGCUGGAGCUCCGCUCAAAAUUCACAAGAUUUGUAACCCCUGGAGAAGCCCAACAGGGUCACUUCCUGCUCUCAGGACCAAAGAUGAAGGCAGCUGCUCCCAACCCAGUCAGAUCAUCAUUCAGUUGAGGAAACAGAAAUACAAUGCAGACUUUGAUCUGUCGGCCAAAGAGGGCGCAGACACGCUGGCCUUCAUCUCACUGCUGGAGGAGCGGCUGUUACCUGCACUGAUCUAUGCUUUAUGGAUCGAUCCUAAAAACUAUGUGGAGGUGACGCGCCGCUGGCAUGGAGAGAAUAUGUCCUUCCCGCUCAACUUCUUCCAGCCGGGCCGCAUGCAGAACAGACAGCUUGAGCGACUCCGCCUGAUCCGGGGAAACAGUUCGCUGGAGGCAGGGGAAGAGGCAGAGAAGGAGCUUUACCACGAUGCUCUGGAGUGCCUCAAUCUUCUCUCUCAGCGUCUGGGAUCGAACAAAUUUUUCUUUGGCGAUUCGCCCUCUUCUCUAGAUGCAUAUGUCUUUGGUCAUCUAGUUCCGCUUAUCAAGAUCCGUCUGCCUAACUGCCAACUGCAGCAGAACUUGAAGAAUCUGGACAACUUGAACACAUUUUGCUGUAACAUCCUGAGCUUGUACUUCCCCAGCGAGAGUAAAGAGGGCGUCAAUCGUCCGAUGUCCAGCACACAGCAUGGGAGCGACUUUGACAACGAGCCAUAUAAGAGACGCAAGCAGCUGCUGUCAGUGCUGGUCGCAGUCGCAGCGAUGCUGAGCUACGCUCUCUUCACCGGCAUAGUAGCUAUUGAGCAUGUGCAGGAGGGGGAGCCCAUAGGCCCCGCCUCACUCAGAGGCCCCUCCCAUGAGGAAGAGGAGGACUGAAUGAGGAUGGUGGAAGAAAACACAGGAACAACAUAUUGUUAGGGAUUCAUGUAUAAUUUAUUCCUUGAGCUUUAAUUGCAUGAUAAUCUUUGGUUUUAUAUCUUAUAUUUUCCAUAGAGCUGCAUUCGUUGUUUUUAUCUUUUUCACUGGGUAUAUUCACCUGUGUUUUCUUUUCUCGUACCGAAAAAAAAAAACUGUUUAUGGCUACAAAUGUUAAGCUAGGUUUAGCGGAGAAAGCACUUAAAACUUCAACGUCAUCACCAAACACAUCGUUCAUUGUGGACCAAAACAUGGCUUUAUGAUAAUGAGAUUAACAUCUCUUAUGUGCUAUUGCCUUAUUUGAUGCUCUGUGUUUUUCUUUUAAUACAUUUUAUUUGCACUCCUGUGUUUUUCUGCUCUGCUGUCAGUACUGGUCUGCUGUUAUGGAUCUAUAUACUUGAGAGAGAUUAAUAUUUAUAUUAAUGUGAUGAUCCUAUUGAGUGAAAUAGGAAAUUACCAGUAUUUUAUGACUUAAAUCACCAAAAACAUGUCAUUUAUUCUACUUCAUGUCUCAUUCCAAACCUGUGCGACUUGGUUUCUCAUGUGAAAUAGAAAAGGACAUAUUAUGUAAAAUGUUAACAUCGAUUUCCUCUCAAUUAAAGUGCAGAUUUGUGCUCCUGAAGGAGAAAAGUAUUUCAAACAACUUGUGAUCUAUUUUCUAAAUAUUCUACAACCAUACUUUAUUUAAUUUAUAUAGUUGUUUACAAAUAAUAUCCCUCUUGGCUGUUGGAACUUAUUUGCACUGUAUAUCCUUUCAAAUAUGCAUAUGCAUUUAAAAAUUUGUAUCAGCAUGUUCGGUCACAUGUGAGAACCAAUAGCGCUUGGCAUCACUAAUUUGUGCAUUGCACAUUUGAAUAUUAUGCCACAUUGUACAGAAAACGCUGACUUAAACAGGAUGAUUAAAAAGAUGUUCUUUGGUGGCAAUCAUACGUUCACAACAACACAAGGGUGAGUUAAAGAUGACAGAAUUACAAGUUUGGAAUACGCAAACCUUUUAAACACUUUCAGCUUACUGCAAAGGAUAAAGUUAUUGAGGAUUAGAAAUGGAAAAUGCAUAUUUUUUAGGAGAACGUAACUGAUUUUUAAAGCCAGAAGUUACUGUCCAAAGAAAUCUUUGCUGACAGACCACAAAACUGGCUAAGAUGUUUCAGUUCCUGUAACUUUCCAUGAGGUCCAUGGCAGUUAAACUAAAGGAGAGUGAUUUUUGUUUUAUCUAGUUAAACUGUUUAAAAGAGAAACAAUGGAUUAAUGAAGAUGUCUAAUUUGGGUAUUGUUACUUAUUGUUUGUUGUCCUUUACUCUCUCUCUCUCUCUCUCUCUCUCUCUCUCUCAGUAUCUUUGUUUUAGACCAUAAAGCUCCAAAACUAGUUCACUA